Molecule: messenger RNA, 791 nt
Organism: Racocetra persica
Lineage: Eukaryota; Fungi; Glomeromycota; Glomeromycetes; Diversisporales; Gigasporaceae
Source: the annotation of a GenBank genome assembly
AUGAUGAAUCUUCAAAUGAUAGUGUAUUGGAAUGUAAUUUCCAUUCAUUUAGUGUAUUACGCCUACUUGCUGAGAUAAAGAAUGAAAUUGGUACCGGUAAAUGUGAUCUGACUACCCAGGCUGGGACUUCUUAUGCGAAAUAUUAUACUCAAGAAAAAAAUGAGGAAUUGCUCAAAUGGUGCAACUGGCCGUCUUUUAUCUUAUGCUUAGCUAGACCUUGGGUGUGUGUUUUAGAAGCGGUGUAUGUUGAGAAACCCAUUGUAGAUCCCUUAACGGACCUCAUACCUCUCAUUCCUACAAACAUUCGAGAUCACGCAGAGCGACAUUAUAAUCAGAGAGCACACGAGUUGUGUAGCGAAAUUGGAAAAGCACUAAAAUUACUCUAUAUAAGCAAAAAGGUGGUGUAUAGUUUUUAUAUGGUCGUGAUAGAUUAUGUUAAGGCCAAGCCACUUUAUAACUGCAAUAAUUCACUUAGUAAUGAUGAAUGUAAAAUGGUUUUCGAGAAUAUUGAAGAAGCUAUCAGCAAAUUGCAUAAGAAAAAUAUCGUUUUUGCUGACCUCUGUGAUUCCAACAUCUUGGUUAACAAAUCUCAAGAUCAAUAUCAAGGAAUGUUAAUAGAUUUCGAUUGGGCUGGUGAGGAAGGAAUUAAGUGCUAUCCAUUUUUCAUGAAUGAAGAUAUUAAUUGGCCACCAGGAGCUGAGAAUAGAAAGAAACUGAGUCAGGAAUAUGAUAUGCAUUGGUUGAAGUUAUUAAAAUCUAAUUACUUAGAUAAAAGUGUAGAGCUCGAAUGA